UGUUGGGUGGUUGAUCUCUGGUGGGGGGUUUGCUGUUUCGUUUUCUUAAAUAUUUGCUGUGGCGGGGUAAUUGGGUGAUUUCCCUUGAUGUGGAGGUAUCUGGAGCUGAAGAAUUCUCAGAUAACUCAAUAUGUUCACUAAGAUCUAAUCUGAAAUUCAAGAAAGGAUUCAAAUGUCGUGGGUAUUAUUCCUCGUUGAUUUUUGAAUGGGCAAGAUUUCGAAACUUGAUAAUAUUCUUGAAGUGGGUGACUCAACCGAGAAGACAAACAAUCUUGGUCACCGUAGUUCCACGAUUUCGGUGACUAACGGAUACUGCCGGGCAUGAUGUGAUGGGUAUCAAGAGAUUAAUGCCUAUCUUUAAGAACACAAUUCCUCAACAGAAAACUUGGAGAAUUAUACAGGAUUUGAAGUCAAUUUACCUCCUAAGGAAUCAAAAAGCAAUGGCAAAUUCAAUUGCAAACUCUGCACAAACACUACCUCGAUUUCUCCUCCCUAGAUUGAGCUGGCAAGCUCGAUCCUCAUUACCCCCGCAUACUGUUCGAGCAUUCAGCGCAGCAGCAAACAAUAAUGGGAAGUCUAUAAGACUGGUCUCUGGAAAGCAGACGUCAAACGGAGCACGAUCAACGGGAGAUGGAAACAAACCUAAAACUAGCAUAUUACAAGAACUAUCAUGUCGAAGAGCAUUCCAUGCAACCUCGCGACAGUCUCGAGACCACCAUUUCGAUACUUUAAAGUUCGUCCAAAGAUUACAGGAUGAGGGAUUCACAGAAACUCAAGCUGUAGCUAUGAUGAAAGUACUGAGCGAUGUUAUCGAAGAAAGGUAACCUUUCAUUCCUUGCCUUUGCUGCCUUUCUUAAACUCACGAAGCGCUCAUUUAACACCUUACCAGUAUCCAAAACCUAACUCGCACAAUGGUCCUUCGGGAAGAUGCAGCUCGCGCUACCUACACUCAAAAAGUUGAUUUCGCGGCGCUCCGCAGCGAGCUCCUUUCCUCAGAUUCUACAGAAUCAUCCACAACCCGCGCUUCACAUGAGAGACUAACCAAUGACCUCGCUAAACUCAAUGCUCGUCUCCGCGACGAGGUUUCCCGAACGCAAGCUUCCGUUCGGUUGGAUUUAAAUUUGGAGAAAGGAAGGAUAAGAGAGGAGGCUAAUGUUCAGGAUCUUAAGAUCAAGGAGACGGAAACGAAGAUUGAGCAGGAGGUUGCUGGGUUGAGGGAGAAGUUGGAGGGUGUUAAGUUUCAGACUUUGCAGUGGUUAAUGGGUGUUUGUACGGGUACGGCGGCAUUGAUUUUGGGUGCUUGGAGAUUGUUGAUGUAAAGAGCGUGGGUGAAAGGGAGAUGAAGAGCGAUGAUACCUGAAUGUGUUUGUGUUAUAAUAAAACUGGAUUUAUAUGAAGCGUUGAAUUGGAUUUUGCGAUUUCGGCAAUAUCAAGUUCUUGUGAUAUAGAGAAUCGUAGCAGCCCAACCUCGUCUCGAAGAUUACACCGGAGCUAUGGGACUCGCAAUGUGAGAUGCUUUAGACCUGGGAUUCAUGGUUUCAAUCGAGUGAUGAAACUAUUCAAGCCCUCGAGAUAAAUAGCCUACAACUUUGCCAACUUCCUGCAUGACAGCCUAUACUAUCCUUCUUGCUUUGCUUUUAUUCCCUUGAUUUUACUGUUUAUUUUCCUUCCGUUCGUCAAGUCUAAAACACCACAAUCA
Molecule: messenger RNA, 1699 nt
Organism: Sclerotinia trifoliorum
Lineage: Eukaryota; Fungi; Ascomycota; Leotiomycetes; Helotiales; Sclerotiniaceae
Source: the annotation of a GenBank genome assembly